GGCUGAGAAUCCUCAGGGGAGCCAGACCCCGGGAUUUGGGGUGCCGAGGCCACGCCAAGGGGCGUGGAGGUGUCACCUCGUUCCUGGUGGGGAUGUCACAGCCAGGAGGCUGCAGACGGGUGUGUGCUGGCACAGGCACCCCACACACACACUUAGAGGGUGCGCUGGGGUGCCCCGUGCACCCUGCCAUGCCUGUCCCCCCCAGCUCUACGAGAAUUGGCACCCGGGGCAGCCCGACAGCUACUUCCUCUCUGGCGAGAACUGCGUGGUCAUCGUGUGGCACGACGGGGGCCAGUGGAGCGACGUGCCCUGCAACUACCACCUCUCCUACACCUGCAAAAUGGGGCUGGUGCAGUGUGGGCCCCCCCCCGCCCUCACCAACGCCCGCGCCUUUGGCAAACCAAAGCAGCGCUACGAGAUCGGCUCCAUCGCGCGGUAUCAGUGCCGGCACGGCCUCGUCCCGCGCCGCUCGCCCGUCAUCCGCUGCCGCGAGGACGGCACCUGGGAGCCCCCCCAGCUGGCCUGUCGCCCCGGUCUGGCUCAGCCCCGUGACGACUGAAUGAGUCCCUGGCCCGGGAGC
Empidonax traillii (willow flycatcher) is the source of this 580-nucleotide messenger RNA. RefSeq names its product brevican core protein-like. The record is from RefSeq and is a predicted model, not a curated record. The annotation marks the transcript as partial. Lineage: Eukaryota; Metazoa; Chordata; Aves; Passeriformes; Tyrannidae. The transcript is spliced from 3 exons.